UCACGAAGACAUCAUGCCGUCCCCAGAGAAGGACGCCCCCCGUGACCGGGAAUUGGUCCGGCAUUCAAUGACAUACUCCGAGUCUAAAGUUCCAAUGUGGGACAGUUCGGAUCCCGAGCGUGCGCCUCCGCCGCUACCAAUGAAUCCUCGUUCGAUGAGCCCAAUGAGCCCUGCAACGAGGUCCAAUGUUUCUCCCAACAUUCAAGCAGUGGCCGCAAAAUUUACAGAGAGACCCAGCGAACACGCACCGAGCUCUUACACAACAAAUCCCAUGCCACUCAAGUCUUCCUCUCCAGAGAGGUCGUUGGUGAAAGGCCAGCACCACAAGCGCAUGCAGUCACUACAGCCUGAAGAUACCCGACAAGAUGCGCGCAGCGACUUCAUGAAUUACCUUGAGAACAGAUCCCCAGAGCGCCCUCUUCGUGCAACGAUUAUUGAGGCGGCCAAGCCGCGCGAUCCUACCAAGUCUAUAAGCUCGCCAGCGCUCCGUCAAGACGCAGACAGGGAGACGAACUACUCUCUAUCGAGUCGGUACUUAUCCAAGCCAAUAUUGGGAGAAAGCACUCCCCCGUCAGCUACAAUGUUAGCCCUGCAAAACAUGCAGCUACCUUUAGAACCCGACCCUCCAUCACCUUCCAAACCGCCAAAAUUGAUCGCUGCGCCGUUUGAGUCGCAACCUCACCCCACGAAGAAUACGAGCAUGGAUUCCCUCUCAAAUCAAAUCCACAGUCUCACAGACAUUGCAAGCAGCUUGCAGCGUGAGAUGAUGAAUUUGAGCCGACGCAGCAAAGACAAUGCCACCGACCUGGUUAGUCUCAAGGCGGCAACCAACGCACGCGAUGAAGACAUCCGCAAGAGUCUUAAGGAUCUGUCUUCUCAUCUUACAACCAAGUACCUGGACGCUGAUGCUACAAGGUUUGAUUUCAGCAAUCUUUUCAAGGGUGGUGAUGGGCCUAACCCCAAGGAUCCGGAUAGUCCCGUUUCGAAGAGGAGCUACUCUGUGCCUCGCAUGCCUAGCCCCAAUCCAUUUGCGUUUGAUCGGGACUCUUGCGUCUCACCUGCCCCGAUUUCCGAUGGCUCUGCAGCCCUCGCUUUGCUCGAAAAGGUAUUGCGCGAGAUGGCAACUAAGGAAGGUGAGGAAAGGCUCUUGGAGCUCGUUGAAGAAAUCAGAUCUCGACCCGCAGCUACCGCUUCGGACAAAGAUGCCGAUAACAAGGUGACUGUCAUGCUCGAGGAGAUCCUCAAUCUCGUCAAAGAGGAUCCUGCGAGCAAAGCCCUCGUCAGAUCUUACGGCAGGGACGCCGAUCUUGAUAAUAUCCAACCUGGGAAUGCAUCCCCCGAACCGACACCAUUUGGGUCAAUGGGAUCCGUGGUUCCUGAAACUGUACGUACACUAGACCUUUCCAACUCUGACAAGGGAGAUGGCUCUUCAGCCAAUCCGGAUGAAGUUUUGGCAAUUCUUAGAAGUGUCAAGAAUAGCGUCGUCGAGGGAGGUGGAAUGACCAACGGUGUGAAGUCUUUGGUACGCGAACUACGAGGUGAGGUUCUGGGCAUGGGUCGAGAACUUGGUCGACGAUUAGACGAGAUCGAGGCUUCCCGUGCCAAUGACGAGCCUGAGGAGCAGCCCAGAGCUGCCGGCCCAGAAGAAAUUUCCGCCAUCGUCAACCGCAGCCUGGACGACCUCAAAGAGCAGCUGGCUGCUACUAUCAACGAGAGUCGACAGCAAUCGUCCGACUUGUCCGAGUUUCGAUCAACCAUGAACAGUGCCGCAAUCUACUCUGUUGUGAAAAAAGCCCUCGAUGAGCUUGAACUUCCUCAACCUCAAGCCGAGUCACGAGGUGCUGAAAUGGACAGAGAAGAUAUCCUCGAGACAGUUCGUGAAGCCUGGGAGACCUACAAGCCCGAAAUCGAGUUUAAUAACUUUGGCUUGGAACGAGACGAAAUCCUCACAUGCCUUGAAGAAGGGCUCAAGUCUUACCAGCCCCAGCACGAACAGGCAGUCACAUACGACCAGGUUCUCGCAGCCGUCGAGGACGGCAUGCAGAAGUUCAUUCCUCCACAAAUCGAGCAUCCGCCAAGCAUAUCCCGGGACGAGAUCAUCUUGACCAUUCGCGAAUGCUUGGAGAAGCAGCCCGAGCCUGCCUCCAGAUCCCUUGACGAGGAACACGUCGGCCAUCUUCACUCAAUGCGUGACGAGAUUCUCGAUGCUGUUUCAAAAGCCAUGGCCAGUCAUACGGAAGGUUCAAAGUCCUUGGACGAAGAACAUGUCAAUCACCUCUAUUCGAUCCGCGAUGAAAUUCUCGAUGCAGUCACUGGGACGAUGGCAGCCAACAACAUGCAGCCAAAGUCUUUGGACGAGGAUCACGUAAAUCACCUCUACUCUGUUCGCGAUGAGAUCAUUGAAGCCGUCACUGGGGCAGUCACAAGCCAUGCCGCAGGUUCCAAAUCUGUGGACGAAGACCACGCCACUCAUCUGACUUCUCUCCGCGAUGAAAUCCUUCAAGCGGUUGCUGGAGCAAUGGCUACGAACAGCACAGGCUCAAAGCAGUUGGAUGAGGAACAUGUCAAUCACCUCUAUUCGAUCCGCGAUGAAAUUCUCGAUGCGGUCACUGGGACGAUGGCAGCCAACAGCAUCCAGCCAAAGUCUUUGGACGAGGACCACGUCAAUCAUCUCUACUCUAUCCGCGAUGAGAUCAUCGAGGCUGUCACUGGAACAAUGGCGAACUACAGCACCUCCAGGUCUUUGGAUGAAGACAACGUCGGUCAACUAAAUUCUAUCCGGGACGAGAUCCUCGGCGCAUUGGCCGGCACUAUGACACAAAGCACACUGAGCAAGGAUUCAUACGACUCUGGUCUUGGCCGUGAUGAGAUUGUCAGUGCUGUCUCCGAUGGCCUCGAAGCCCAUUUCACAGCAGCCAAAGAGAUGAAUGAGCCACGAAUUUCCCGACAUGAUGUUAUGAAUGCAGUCAAUGAAGCUUUUGACGCUCAACAAUCAGCUCUUACUAUUGCCCACACGAACAUCUCUCGUGAUGAAAUCUUGAAUGCCAUUGCCGAGGGCAUUGAAAGUUCAAUGAAUGCCCAGCAAUCAGCCCUCAGUACCAACGUUCAGCAGACUGUCUCUCGUGAAGAGAUUUUCAGCGCCAUCGUCGAUGCCAUCGAGCACUCGCGAUCUUCCAUUGGCAAUAAUGGGGAGCCUAGUAUUUCUCGAGACGAGAUCCUCGGUGCCAUUCUGGAGGGCAUGCAGCACUCGUCAAACCACCAAGAACCGAAUAUCUCCAGAGAUGAGAUCUUGAACGCUAUUGCUGACGGCAUUGAGAACUCGAAUAACUCUUCUUCACGUGCUCUCACAUCGCCUGAGCAAGAGGGUGAGGAUCAGCAGGCCAGCCUCUCCCGAGAGGAAAUUUUCAAUGCAAUUGUCGAGGGCAUUGAGCACUCUCAUGCUUCGCUCGGCAUAAAUGGCCAGCCUAGUGUUUCCAAGGAGGAUAUCAUAAGUGCUAUUGCUGAGGGUAUCGAAGCCUCGACAAGCAGCCAACAGGCAGCGCUCAGCACCAACGUCCAGGAGCCGUCCAUCUCACGCGAGGAGAUCUUGACUGCCAUUGCAGAAGGCAUUCAAAAUGGCAACUCGAUCACCCGGGAGAUUGAGCUGAACCAGGACGACCUCAUGGAGGCAAUCACCUCCGGUCUCAACGAGGCCAUCAGUACCGCAAAUACCAAUGUUGGUGGGGAGAUGACGGAACGCCUUCACACUUUAUUCGAAGGUAUGAAGGAGGAAUUUAAGCAGUACUCAGCCGCCGGUGGAAGAGACACUGAGCAAGUCCUCGAUGCAAUCAAGGAUGGCCUCGAUAUCGUUCGCAAGGAGAUUGAAACUUACGUGGUUACCGCUGCCGAUCUUUCAGGCAAGGAUGAAGUAAUUGACACGGUGAAAGAAGGUUUCCGACUUCUUCAAGCCGAUAUGGAGAAGACCAUUACGGAUACAUCUCUUCUGAAUGCGCCGCGAGGCAUUCCUGAUACACCUGAGCUUCUGGAUGCCAUGGAAAAAGAGUUCGAGCACUUGCGGGGAACAAUCACCACUCUUCUUCUACGCAAUAAUGCCACCGAAGACAAAGAUGAGAUCUUGGAUGCCAUUCGAGAAGCGGCUGAUCGCCACAAAAAUAACUCCGGCGAUGACGUUGUCAACACCAUCAAGCAUGAAUUCGAGAGUCUUCGUGAGCGCAUGGAGAUGAGUGUGGUUCGUGCCGAGCCUGGCGCCGAGAAAGACGAAAUCAUAUCGGCACUCCGUGAACAUUUUGACAACCUACGUGAAGAGACCUCGCUCAAAGACGGCAACGAAAAUGAUGUGGUCAACACCAUCAAGCAGGAAUUUGAGAGUCUUCGUGAGCGUAUGGAAAUGAGUGUGGUUCAUUCGGAGCCCGGCACCGAAAGGGAUGAAAUCAUUUCGGCACUCCGUGACCAUUUCGACAUCCUGCGUGAAGAGACCUCGCGUAGAGAUGGUAACGAAAGCACGUUGUCCGCGACAAGUGAGCUACUCGAUGCAUUCACAGAUGGUGUUGAAUCGAUCCGUGAGGAUCUGAAGAAACUACUGGAGAAGCCAACUGAGUUUGACAGCUCCGAGAUUCUCGAUACCAUCAAAGAUGGUCUGGCAGACUUGAAACUUGAAAUGGAUUCCCUCCGUGGAUCUAACAAAGAACUGGAUGAUGCCAGCACCGCCCGCGGCGGUGAACUCAUGCUGGCAAAUGAGCCCAGCCUCGGGCCUGACAUUGACGGUCUGAAAGUGCUCAUCACCCAGCUUCAUGACAAGGUCGAGGCCAUUGAAACUACUCCUCGUGCCGCAGAGGCUCCCGAGGAUGCCCUCAAGCGCUCACACCUUGAUGAAGUCCUUCUUGCGCUUCACGAAGUUCAGCUCGCCAUGGGUGAGAUGAGUGCUCAACAAAGUGCCGAGAACGACGGCCCAGCUCGAAAGCAAGACACUGAGAUUCUCGAGCAGUUACUCUUGAGUACUAAGACCCAGAUCGAUGAGCUUGUCUUCCCUUCACCGGAUCAGGUCGCCACUCCUGAGCAUAUCGGAGCUCUGGAGGCCAUGAUCCGAGAGGCCAAGGACUCGAUUGCCGAGUUUUCCAGUCGCGUCGAAGCCGAAGCUCCCACAAAGUCUGAGAUCGGCACUUUGGAGGGUCUCAUCAAAGAUGUCUGGGUUGUCCUAGAUGAGAUGAAGAGCCAAACCAAGGACGGCGAGGAAGGUGAAGAUUCGGAGAAAUUACUCAAAUCUGAUCUCCAAACUGUGGAAGCUAUGAUAUUUGAGGUCAAGACUCAAGUCGACGAGCUUAAGCUUCCUGAUGUGGAUACUCUCCCCACCAAGACGGAGAUUCAGGAGCUCUCGACACUUGUCUGCGAUUUCCGAGAGAAGAUGGAGGCCAAUAACGAAUUGACCGCCCAAGGUUUCGAUGCCCGCAAGGUUGAGCACGGUGGUCUUGCCGAGAAAAUCGACGAAGCCAAAUUUGUGGUCGGCGAGCUUGGGGAUGAACUCAAGAGCAAGCUUGACGGCAGCACCGAGGGUCUGACUGAGCUUAAACAGCUCCUCGAAGGACUAGCAAUCACCGCAGAGAGCUUCACCACCGUUGAUAACAUCAAGGAACUCACCGACCUUAUCAACCGAGAGUUCGAGCUCAAGGUCGAAAAGGAGGAGCGGGAUGCUGCCACAAUGGUCAAACACGAUGAGACGCGUGCCGCAAUCAUCGUGGAGCUUGGGACAAAGAUUGACGAAAAAAUUUCCGAAGUCCUGGCUAAGUAUGAAGAUGCGCACACAUCCCUCCACUCGAAGUUCUCAGAAACCGAAGAGAGAGAUCUAGCACACACCGAAUCUUUGACAAGUACAAGAAGUCUUGCCGAGGACAUCAAGCUUGUCAUCGGUGCUAUGGGUGAUAGUGUUAAUGAGACCUGUGAGCGGUUAAGUGUGGACACGAAAGCUCUCAUGGAACAAGUCGACCAAUCCCGCCAGCAAAUGGAGAACAUGCACAACGAUGUGAGAUCGCACCAAGAGCAAUCUCAAGCCGAAAACGAAAGGGCCGCGGCUGCCACUGAUCGAGUGGAGAGCAAGCUCCUUGAAUUCCACCCUCGUAUUCUGGAAUCUGUGCAGGAGAUAUUGGCAAUCGUCAGCCAGCACUACGAUCACUCCCAGAAGUCAGCAGAGGAUUUCAAGUCGGAACUGUCAGCAUUGCCUUCAAAUAUCCCAGCAAUGCUACCUGCGCUGCCUCCACCAGAAUCAGACCGUGCACUCGCCAUUGAGGAUACCCCGCUACACAGCAAAAUCGACGAUCUUUUGGAACAUGCCAAGAACAACAAGGUCCACGAAGUUCUGAGCACUCUGCUUGAUCACUCGAAAAAUGACCAACUCCACGAGAAGCUUGAUCGCGCUCUGGAUCAAGGGUCAGGUCCGAAUGAUCAAAUAUACGAGAAGCUCAAUGAGCUGCUAGAUCACGCCACUAAUGGGAGUGGUCCUGUCCAUGAGAAACUGGACGCAUUGCUCAGCCGUCCUCCGAAUCCGCCGGAAUCAGAUCAUUCUGUUACCCAGAUGACGAAGCUGGAUGAGAUGCACAGGGAAAUCAUGGAAAACUCCCGCAGAAUGAAUGAGAUGUUCGCUGCCCAGUCAGUGCUGGUCGCUGAAGAUACCGAGCGAAAGCGACGCGAGGCUGAGGAGGCUGCGGUCGCCCUUGAACGCAGAGUUUCGCAGCGUGAGCAAGUGGAAGCGGAGCUUGUUGGUCUGCAUGAAGAAAAGGAUUCUAUGCUGAACAUGAUUCAUCGCCUAAGAGCAGAGAAAGAAGACAUGAUCAAGCAAAACAACAAGCUCAGCAAGGAUCUUUCCGGUCUUGAAACGGCCCUAGAGAUACGCCACGAAGAGAUGCGACAGAUGGAGGAUCGCGCGGAUAGCCUUGAAAAACGCAUUCUGGAGGGUGUACUCGACCAUGCUCGUACCGUCCUUCUCGGCCGAUCCAAUAGCUUGCAGGCCAUGAACCUGAAGAGGAACCGCAGCACCCGGAGUAUCCGUUCCUCGCGCACAGGUGCCCGCAGUCCUAGUGUGGCGAGCACUGCCAGCACUGCCAAAGAGCCCAAGGACAGUCGCAGUCUGCUUGGCAGUGGUGUCGGGAUGGCUUUGAAAAGAAUGCCGACCUCGCUUCAUGCUGGCACAGUCGCUGUCCAGCCCAACAUCGGAAAGGAACGUCGGAUUCUUAGCUUAAGUCACGUCACAGGCAACCGCGGUGUGGACCGACAGGUGAGUGCUAAAUCUGGCAUCACGAACUUGAAGCGCAGCCACUCUGUCAAAUCAAACUCUCUUCGCAAGACUUCUUGGGCUGGCCCAACUUCUGUUACCGACAAAGAGAACCAGCCAUUCCACGAAGAGGACGAGCUUGCGAGUGAUGCAGAAGAUGCUGGCCCACAGCGCAAGACCAGUUACGCGAAAAGUAACGCUCCUACCGACCGUAAGACGAGCUACGCACAAUCCGACCUUGGCACUGAAACCGAACACAACUAUGCCCCAAGCAACGCUGGUACUGACCGGCGAACAAGCUACGCCGCAAGCAAUGCAGGCACAGAGCGCAAGACAAGCUACUCCGGCAGCAUUGUCGACAGUGAGAUUACAGAUGCCACGGGUCAGCGCCGUGUUAGCGGAGUGAGCUCCACAAACUCAUACAGUGUGGCGGAGAGCUCAAUCGCUGAGCAGGACCACGAGGACCACCAUGAUGAUAUUUCUAUCGAUGGUUCCGAGUCAGAAGAUGAUGCGCAGACAGCACGAGAGGAUGCAGAGCAUUCUGGGCAUGAGCACCAGAAUGAUGAUCAUGAAAUGUCCCGCCAGAUUAGGGAGGCCAAUGAGGCUGCAGAAGCCGAAGUGCUCAAGCUAUUGGCUCCCUCUAGCGACAGCGGACUUGGCACUGAUGUUGCGGUUUGA
Messenger RNA from Penicillium samsonianum, 7939 nucleotides. RefSeq lists its product as uncharacterized. Lineage: Eukaryota; Fungi; Ascomycota; Eurotiomycetes; Eurotiales; Aspergillaceae. The record is from RefSeq and is a predicted model, not a curated record. Bases 14 to 7939 code for a protein of 2641 amino acids. The transcript has 3 exons.